This is a messenger RNA of Salvelinus fontinalis (brook trout), 1273 nucleotides long. RefSeq lists its product as uncharacterized. The transcript is spliced from 4 exons. Bases 155 to 625 code for a protein of 156 amino acids. NCBI's taxonomy places the organism in Eukaryota, Metazoa, Chordata, Actinopteri, Salmoniformes, Salmonidae. The record is from RefSeq and is a predicted model, not a curated record.
AAGUCCACAGCAGUCAGAGAGCUAUCCUAUGUGCUGCAGUGGUGACAGACUCAGUAGGAGUUGAGACUGAGGCCGGGUGAAGAAGCAGUAAGAGUUGAGAUACAGGGAAAACACUGUCUUCAUCAACCAGGUGUGGGUGUGACAGACCGUAACCAUGGUACCCAAGCAAGGCAUGAUGCUGCUGCUGCUGCUCCUGGUCGUCGCCACGGCAGCGGUGAGGCGUGAGAGUCGCCCGGCAACUUCAGACGAAUGGAACUACAAGGCUGGCUCGGAGAAGGUAAACAUGCGUGGGGUGUCCAACCUCACCCAGGUUCUGGACAACUGGAGGUUUGACAUCCUCACUCAGAUGAAGUCACUGCUCCAGAACGACCACCAGUCACUACUGCCAGACUACGCCAGGAUCCAGCCCCUAUCUGAGGCUCUGGAUGAUCUUUACAAGGAGUUCAACUCUCUCAAGGCUCACCUUGGUGAACUCACAGAGAAAUUUGUCGCCAUAGAAACCUUCAUCGACGAGGUCAAGACUGAGCGGGCCAAUGGUGGCACCCCCGCCUCCAACCCAAACCCCGCCUCCAACCCAGUGCCAGCUAGGAGGAGAGCGGUCAAAAAGAAAGCUCCCGCCUCUUAAAUGACUAAAACUCCACCCCAUCCCACUGACCCCACCCAACUCAUCCUACCCACCCCACCCUACUUUGCUCUACCCCACCCCAUCCCAUUGCACCUACCCUACCUCAUCCCACUGCACCUACCCUACCCUACCCCACUGCACCUACCCUACCCUACCCCAUCCCACUGCACCUACCCUACCCUACCCCAUCCCACUGCAUCUACUCUACUCCAUCCCACUGCACCUACCCCACCCCAUCCCACUGCACCUACCCCACCCCAUCCCACUGCACCUACCCUACCCCAUCCCACUGCACCUACCCUACCCUACCCCAUCCCACUGCACCUACCCUACCCUACCCCAUCCCACUGCACCUACCCUACUCCAUCCCAUCCUAUCUCUGCAGCCUUAUUUUAUCCCUUUAUAGAGUUGAAACUAUUUGCUAUUAUUUUUAUUUGUAACUUUAUAAACAGUUUAGCCCUCUGUUCUGACAUUCUGGGGAUUCAUUCUCAAUUCUGUAUGUGAUGUUAGGCAUUUAUCAGACAAAACCAUUCUGAUAGUGAAAUACAUUUAAAAAAUACAUUUAAACUUACCUGACUGUAGAGAAAGAGGAAGAGAGAGUGAGAGAGAGACAGAGAGAGAGAGAGAGAGAGAGAGAGAGAGAGAGAG